Amoebophrya sp. A25 is the source of this 1458-nucleotide messenger RNA. The record is from the annotation of a GenBank genome assembly. Lineage: Eukaryota; Dinophyceae; Syndiniales; Amoebophryaceae.
CAAAAGCAGAAAAUCGGGUUACUUCGGAAGCAGUUGAGGCAAGGGUGGGAGAGUUGUUGUUAUCAAGCGCGGACACAGCACCAAAGCUUCUCGAAACACUGUCCGGCAUAGUCGGCAAGGAAAAGUUGCAUGAGAUAGAGCAUCCGGGUAUGGAAUUUGGGGACUUGAUUCGAGAGAAGUUGGGCGUACAAAAGCAGCAGUACUACACGAUGAACAAAGCAACUAGUCCCACUGACUCUACGUGUAGUGGGGUAUCUUCAAGUACUAGCGCACGACCAAGUACAUUCGUGCACGUGCCAACGACUAGUUCAUCUAGAAUCAACCGCGGCCCAGAGCAAGGCAAGAACGUGAGGAGCAGCUCGAGCUCCUCUAGCACAACUUGUGUACCACAAAGACAUAACGGUCAAGCACCAGUGCCUGCCGGUGCUUCAAGAUUCAACGAAGGCAAAAGCUGGGUCCUGCAUCGCCAGACAACUGCGUGGGAUAAGCUUCCCACCGAUUUUAAGGAGGCUGUAGUGCUUUACAUCGAACGCGAGAACCUACAAAUAGACAAACGGCUGGAGAAAGAACGGGAUCAUCUGCAAGGACACGAACGAAGCAAAUUGAAGGGGAAGAAGAUACUCCCCUUCGGUGAACAUCAAUGUCGCGAGUACUCCUGGGUCUUCGAGCGUAAGUGGAAUUGGGUUGACAAUUGGUUGCUCCGAAAGCAAGCGCAAGGACACCUGCGUCACGCGCAUCUGCGGGAUUUAGCGAACUUCUGUGCUUCGGAGAAACAACGGCAAGACAAUGUAGAAUGGGGUAACCAUCAAACCAAUCACAGUCACGCGUCGUGGAAAGGACACCAUCGGCAGCAUGCUCACAAGGGUGGUGGGAAAGGACGGCCGGGCCCUUACAGCAUGGGAAGAUAAAUGAAAGAAAGACUCUAGAACCUCAGUCUGAGUAUAGACUGCUUUAUCACAUAGAGGAUCCGACUCCGAAUACAACCCGCACAUCAGAACAACGACAACGAUAGUUCUUUCUUAGUAGAAAAAAAAUCCAUACUAUUCUUACAUGAUCCGGGGAGCAACUCUAAGUUACUAAGAAUAGCUCUCAGUACUAAACAUCUACAAGUACUAACUUCGCUGCUCCUUCUUAGGAUUUCCACGACGCUUCGGGUCGCAAACAACUAGAGAUAAUUCAAUAGGCCAGGCGUACUUGGAUUCUGGCUUAGUCCUAGCCAGCGAAUGCGCCGUUUUACCCGCGCUUCCUUGACAUAUCUCCGAGCUCCUGGAAAAGCUCCGAACCCUGUGUGUUCGUGUUGUACGUGACGGAAAUCAACAGCCUAUAUAUCGGUAUUUAUGUGCUAAGCGUCUCGUUUCUUGAAGCCACGUUUCGAUACAGAUAGUAGUAGUACCGUGAAAGAGUCUGUUCUUGUAGGCCUACACGCGAAGAUAUUGAAGAAUUUUUGUUGUAAGCACC